UUCUUGGUGAACUAACGAGAAGGAAAGACCAGUGACGAUGCGGUCUGCGGUCGUGUCUUGCCUCGUGGCGGUCGCCUGCCUGCUUCCCGCUACUCUGCGGGCCUACCCUUCGGGCGCACCCGUGGGCGUAUGCAACAGCGAACUGCCCAAGCACGGCGGAGCGCAACCGCAAACUUCCCAGUCACCGUACGCCAUCCAGGCCACGCCCGCGAACAUUAACCAGGGCGGAAGCGUCACCGUGCAAGUAUACGGCAGCACUCCGUUCAAGGGUGUCAUCCUGACGGCCCGUGAUGUGCACACCAGCCAGCUGCUGCAAGGAACCUUUACACCCGACGCACAGACUAAGACUCUGGACUGCCCCGGAGGAAGCGCGAACGCCAUCACUCACAACAGUAGGGACGAGAAGACGCAGGUCGUGGUCACCUGGACUGCCCCGGUCGGAUACACCGGACAGGUGUACUUCAGCGCCACCGUGGUGCAGUCUUCGUACGUCUUCUGGAAGGGCAUCACCUCCGACGCUGUAUUCGUCCAGUGAACGACAAUAAAACUGAAAACAGCGCGAG
Molecule: messenger RNA, 563 nt
Organism: Rhipicephalus sanguineus (brown dog tick)
Lineage: Eukaryota; Metazoa; Arthropoda; Arachnida; Ixodida; Ixodidae
Product: putative defense protein
Exons: 4
Coding region: 38-535 (165 amino acids)
Molecular function (GO): oxidoreductase activity, acting on metal ions
Source: RefSeq, a predicted model, not a curated record